Molecule: messenger RNA, 2155 nt
Organism: Engraulis encrasicolus (European anchovy)
Lineage: Eukaryota; Metazoa; Chordata; Actinopteri; Clupeiformes; Engraulidae
Gene: dnaja3b
Product: DnaJ heat shock protein family (Hsp40) member A3b
Exons: 12
Coding region: 7-1500 (497 amino acids)
Biological process (GO): negative regulation of apoptotic process; mitochondrion organization; protein folding
Cellular component (GO): mitochondrion
Molecular function (GO): ATP binding; protein kinase binding; heat shock protein binding
Source: RefSeq, a predicted model, not a curated record
UCACACAUGCGCAGUACAUCUCUGGCUGAUGCUCAUCAUGACGUAAAGAUGGCGGCGUCCACUGUGAAUCGUGCAACACGCCUAAUAUCUUCUGCCUUAUCCCCUUGUUCCCUUAAAGUUUCUGGUUUGAUCACGUCUUGUUAUGGGGAUGUUAGAGUGCUGUCAUCUAAAGGAUUACGCUAUUAUUCCGCAGUUGGGCACGAGAGGUGUUGGAAAGCAGCAAGCAGCUUGACAUUGAGGAGGUUGUCAUGGUCAAAGGCUCGCCAUGUCCUCUGUACGCAGGCCUUUCACACAAGUGCCGUCUGUCAGAACAAGGAAGAUUUCUACCAAGUGUUGGGUGUUGCUCGCAAUGCCACACAGAAGGAAAUCAAAAAGUCAUACUACCAGAUGGCAAAGAAGUACCACCCAGACACCAACCCAGACGAUCCCCAAGCCAAAGAGAAAUUUGCCAAGUUGGCAGAGGCAUAUGAGGUGUUGAGCGACGAGGUGAAGAGGCGGCAGUAUGACACGUACGGCUCGGCGGACGGCCCCGGCGGGGGCUUCGGCAGCAGCAGCCGCGAGCAGCAGCACUGGAGCCGCUCCUCCAACAUCGACCCUGAGGAGCUCUUCCGCAAGAUCUUCGGAGACUUCACCGGCGCCCAGGGCUUCGGCAACUUCAGCUCCGUCUUCGAGCAGCCUCCCGAGUUCAUGAUGGAGUUGACCUUCACCCAGGCCGCCAAGGGCGUCAACAAGGAGAUCACGGUCAACAUCGAGGACACCUGCCCCAGGUGCGACGGCAAAGGCAACGACCCGGGAACCAAAGUGCAACACUGCCACUACUGCAAUGGCACAGGCAUGGAGUCAGUGAGCACGGGUCCCUUCAUGAUGCGCUCCACGUGUCGGCGGUGCGGAGGCCGAGGCUCUAUCGUCAUCACGCCGUGCAUCAUGUGCCGUGGCCGCGGCCAGGUCAAGCAGAAGCACACCGUCAUGGUGCCCGUGCCCGCAGGUGUGGACGAUGGACAGACAGUGCGAAUGCCCGUUGGCCAGAAGGAGAUCCACAUCACAUUUAAAGUCCAGAGGAGUCCGCUGUUUCGGCGAGACGGCCCUAACAUCCACUCUGACGUGAACAUCUCGGUGGCCCAGGCCAUCCUAGGGGGCACGGCCCGGGCGGAGGGCCUCCACGGCCCCAUCAGCAUAGAGAUUCCUCCCGGCAUGCAGUCAGACCAGCGCAUCCACCUGCAGGGGAAGGGCAUCAAGCGCAUGCACAGCUUCGGCCACGGAGACCACUACGUACACAUCAAAGUCAAAAUACCCAAAAAGCUGACGCGGAGGCAGAGGUCGCUCCUGUUGGAGUUUGCUGAGGAGGAGGUGGACGUCCAAGGCUCCGUCAACGGCGUCAGCCCUGCAGCCAGGACACAGGGUCAGCAGACGUCAGGAGAGCAGAUGGGUCCGCAGGACGAGGGGAAGAAGGAGGAGGGGGGAGGCUUCUUCUCCAAGCUGAAGAAGAUGUUCAGCAGCUGAGGGGCACAGGAAGGAAACCUCGAAGUGACAAAGGAGGCGUACAGACGUAGCGGAGAUGGAACAGGGGGGACGACACAUUGCUCUCCGCUCCCCUUGUCUUGAGGCCGGUCUCCAACAUCCUCCAACCUAACUACCCCACUCCAGGUGCACAGUAUAGGCAGCGAGUGGUGGUGGUGGUGGUGGUGGAGGGUGUUUGGGUUGAGACUGAACACGUGUUGAAGACGGGACUCUUCAUAUCUACAUGAUGGGCAGACCAGGUCCGAACAAGAACCAGUUAGUGGACUAUAAUCGGUUCUCAUCCACCUCCAUUUUCUAUAGUGUUUACAACAUAAACACUAUAAAAAGACGACAUCCCUGACUCACUGGUUUACAAUAAACUCUCUGAAAGACACUAUUUAGCCAAUAUUGAAAAAGGAUCCAGAGUAAAUCAGUAAAAAAAAACUGUAUAAGAAGAAUGGAGGAUGGAAAGGAGUAGGUAGGUGUCUGGGACAGUUGAAGUUGAAGAACUUGGAUACGGUAUGACUGGAGUGGCCUGGAGAUUCUCUGUGUGUAUGUGUGCACUGCAGUACUGUAAUCCUCUAUUAUGUCUAUUGAAGCAUUCACCUCACACUGUGAGACAGAAAGGAAUAAAACGUGAAUAAAUGGAGGAACACAA